GUUUAAAAACCAGAGAGCCAAAUUAUUCAUAUAUUAUUAAAAAUACAAAAAAAAAAAAAAAAAAAAAAUCCCAAAACCAGAACGAAGAAGAGAGAGAAUUAACUCUACAAUUCUCUCUCUCCCGAUCAGAUCGGGCACCUCUGUCUGAAAUCCAACAUUUUCGAUUCCUGCGUUGCUUUUAACAUAUCAAUUUUCAUUUUUUGUUUAAAAUAAAAUCAAAUUGGUUCAAUCAUCGUUUUCGUUCCCAAAUUUUCACCGAUCUGGGCAAUUCUAUUCAAAAUUAUAGGGUUGAGGUUUUUCGAUUGAAAUUCAUUGCAACGUGGAUGUUGUUGAUUCGUGAGAUUUUGAAUUUUGUAGAUUUUGAAAUUCUGUUCUAGAUCGUUUGCUGUUGUUGAAUGGCGUCGGCUCAGGUGCUACCGAACAACUCUGCUUCGUCUCGGAAGCAAGAGCAUCUGGAAGCUGGCAAGCGUCGGCUGGAAGAGUUUCGUAAAAAGAAAGCCGCUGAGCGAGUCAAGAAGGCUACAUCCUCUGGCUCUGUACCCAAUUCUGAUGCCGGACAAAAUCAGAAGGCUCAGAAACAGUCUUCGGAAGUUGAAAAUGUUCGAAUUAAUGACUCAGAUGGAGUUACCACAUCGGAUGGCAUUGGAGGAGCUGUUAUUGAGACAGGGACGAGUAACCAGAAAAAUGUGAAUUUGUUUGACCAAAGUAGUAAUCAGGGGUCUUUAGCUGGUGCAACUAGUCUUGUGAGAAAUGAUCUUGACGAGGAACGUUCAGAUAUUGAUGAAGCUAAAAGAUAUAAUGCUUCUACUUUAAUUACAUCUGACGAUGUUAGUCAAAACAGCAAGGCAAAUAAAACAAAUGAUAUUUAUGGAAUCCACACCGGUGGUGUUGGUGGAAUUCCGCAUAGAACAACAACAAACCACCAAAGUAUUUUUCUACGCUCGCAAGAAAGUCAAGAGCUUGAUAGCAGUACUAGUCAGUCUAUCCUUCAUGGAGUGAAUGAAAGCCAGUCAAACAAGAGUGACAGUUCUGUGAAGGAUUUUGCAGUUACUGAUGUCUCUUCUUACUUUCCGUCAAAAAUCAUACGAGAGAAUUCUGUUGAUUCAGUACAGAAAACUAAGCAGACAAAUUCUAGCACUUUCGAUAGUAGCUAUUCACAUGGUUCGGCUUCUGGAGAUUUCCGCGAUUCUAUCAGUUCUAUGUUUAGAGAGACCAAUAGAUCUGAUAGUGAUUUGCCUAGUCUUCAUGGUGCAACUAUACCUAAAUAUGAAUCCAGUGGUUAUGAAGCAAGGAAUUCCUCUAACCACACACCAAUACAUUCAGUGUCAACAGAAUCAAACUCUAGAAAGCUACGUCCGUCUUUUCUUGAUUCUCUAAAUGUGACUAGACCUCCUACAGGGUCUCCAUUUCAUCAACCAGAGCAAGAUGCCUCUAAGUAUAGUCAUUUAGAAUCAAGCAACAACGGCGCAUCAGAAUCUACUUAUUUCCGUAAGCCACCUGAAGAGACUAAAACUGGGGGACUUUUCUCAAAUCUUACAAAUGCUCCAGUUGUAAAUAAUAAUUCGGACACAAUGAUGAUAAGUGCUAAGGAAAAUGGCAUGGAAAGAAAGCAUGAUUAUUACUCAUCUUCCCAAAAUGAAGACUUUUCUACUUUAGAACAGCAUAUUGAAGAUCUAACACAAGAAAAGUUUUCUUUGCAACGUGCUCUUGAGGCUUCUCAAGUAUUAGCCGAGUCACUAGCUACUGAAAAUUCAUCUCUGACCGACAAUUAUAACCAUCAGAGAAGUAUCGUCAAUCAAUUAAAAUCAGAAAUGGAGAACUUACAGCAAGAGAUCAAAGCACAACUGGUUGAGCUGGAAGCUAUCAGGAAUGAGUAUACAAAUGUGCAACUUGAGUGUAAUGCAGCUGAUGAGCGUGCCAAGUUAUUGGCAUCCGAAGUCAUUGGCUUAGAGGAGAAGGCACUCAGACUAAGAUCAAAUGAGCUAAAACUUGAGAAGCGGUUGGAAACUGAACAAGCAGAAAUUUCUUCAUACAGAAAGAAAAUGUCCAGCCUUGAAAAAGACCGACAUGAUUUGCAGUCAACCAUUGAUGCUCUUCAAGAAGAAAAGAAGAUGUUGCUGUCUAAGGUGCGGAAGGCUUCUGGGUUUGGAAAAUCUGAGAGUAAAUCAAGUAAAAGAGAUGGUUCUACAUCUACCGAUGAUUUAGUGAGUGAAGAUCCUGCUUCAAGCUCUUCCAACACAGAAAUCAAUGACAAUGCUGCUAUCCAUGAUGCUGGAACAUCUAGUUUGUCUGCAGUUCCUGAAACUACACACUCUUCUUUUGGGGCUUCUUCUGUCAAUAUUCCUCAUGAUCAGAUGAGAAUGAUUGAGAACAUUAAUGCACUUAUUUCUGAGCUGGCACUGGAGAAAGAAGAAUUGAUUAAAUCCUUGGCAUUUGAAUCGGCUGAGAGUUCCAGAAUGAAGGAGAUAAACAAAGAGUUGUCCCGGAAGCUUGAGGUCCAGACACAAAGAUUAGAGCUUUUGACUGCUCAAAACAUGGUUAAUGAAAGUAUUGAAAAUGUUUCUACAAAGCAAACAGAUUCUCGUGCGACGUAUGAAAACAUCCCUUAUGCAGAUGAGGGUGAUGAGGUGGUGGAAAGAGUGUUGGGAUGGAUUAUGAAGCUAUUUCCUGGUGGGCCGUCUAGACGAAGAACUAGCAAGCUUCUCUGAUUGGAUUUACAUUAGAUUUGUAAUUGUUGUCACGAAAAUGUAUACACAGCCAUGAGGAUGGAUUUGAGGCUGUUUUUCACUAUGCCAACCAAGGGAAAAAACCAGCGCAUUUCAAUCCCAAUUCAUGAUCGGGUUACCUCCUCAGCACUGUGGAAGGCAUGAUCUGUGUAUAGUAGAGUGAAUUAUAGAGAAAAUUCUUCUGAAGAAAUGGCUUUCUUUAGAAAGCUGCUUAUUGAUUGGCAAUUCCUAAUGCAAUUAUUUUGGAAGAUGGCAAUAAAUCUGUUAUGUGGUUUUAUCUCUUGACUCAAUCCAAAUUUUGUGCGAUAGUAGUCGGAUAUGGAAUAGGUUACCAAGAAGCCUCAAAGGAACGAGACCAUUUUGUUCAUAUACCAGUAUGAGAUGUGGAGUGUUUGUUGAAUAUAUACGCAAGGUGCAAUGUUAUAUUUUUAAUGUAUUUCAGAGUUUUCGAUUACUUA
Molecule: messenger RNA, 3184 nt
Organism: Vicia villosa (hairy vetch)
Lineage: Eukaryota; Viridiplantae; Streptophyta; Magnoliopsida; Fabales; Fabaceae
Product: protein BLISTER
Exons: 13
Coding region: 396-2708 (770 amino acids)
Biological process (GO): regulation of growth
Source: RefSeq, a predicted model, not a curated record